Messenger RNA from Papilio machaon (common yellow swallowtail), 4577 nucleotides. RefSeq names its product probable multidrug resistance-associated protein lethal(2)03659. Gene Ontology annotation, cellular component: membrane. The coding region runs from base 219 to 4445 and encodes 1408 amino acids. NCBI's taxonomy places the organism in Eukaryota, Metazoa, Arthropoda, Insecta, Lepidoptera, Papilionidae. The record is from RefSeq and is a predicted model, not a curated record. Gene Ontology annotation, molecular function: ATP hydrolysis activity; ABC-type transporter activity; ATP binding. Gene Ontology annotation, biological process: transmembrane transport. The transcript has 30 exons.
AAACUAACUCCGCGAUCCGUCAUUGUUUGAAAUAUCACAGUUAAAAAACUGUUUAGCCAUCUCGUUGUACUGUUUUUUAUAACCUUGAUGGAAGAAAGUUAUUCAGGAAUUUGUCGCGCUACCGCCACGCUCUAUACCUCACAAUGAUUAACAUUUAGUUGAGUGCUGUAUAGUGCAAGCCCAGCGCAUCCAGGUAGAUACCGCCUAGGUACGUCACGAUGGACCCCGGCCACUACGACACGAAUCGGCAACAGAAUCCCCGAGAAAGUGCUAAUAUAUUGUCGAAGUUAUGCUUUUGGUACACGCGUGGUAUAUUCGUGAAAGGUCAUAAAGGAGAACUAACUAUUUCAGAUUUGUACAGAUGCACGCCGGGGCACAGGGCGGCGCCGCGCGGCGACACGCUCGGCGCCAGCUGGAAAUACCAGUUGACGAAACGAGAGAGUGGCGGCAAUGCGUCCUUGUUGAAAGCAAUAGUAGCAGUCUACGGGUACAAGUUUAUUGUUGGAAAUUUAAUAUUUUCUUUAGUUGAAAGUACCAUAAGAUUAUCUAUACCGAUGUGUCUGGAGGGCAUGAUCAAUUACUUCUCCUCCUCGAACUCCGGUAUACCGGAGUCUCACGCCUAUCUCUACGCAUUUGGUGUGGUCGGGUUGCAGCUGGUGAACGCAAUAAUAAUGCAUCCGUUUUUCGUUUGGAUGCUAGCGAUGAGUAUGAAGUUGAGAGUUGCCUGUUCAUCUCUAAUUUAUCGAAAGCUGUUACGACUUGAUUUAACAGUAGGCGGGCAAGCGUCUGAGGGCCUGGCGGGCCACGUCAUCAAUUUGCUGACUACAGACGCGCAGCGCUUCGACAUGGCCAUCCUCUUCCUCGUUGACUUAGUCCGCACGCCCAUAGAGAGCGCCUUCAUAGUCUACCUCAUGUAUCGCCAGAUCGGUGUCUCCACUCUCUUUGGAGUCGCCUUUCUACUUCUCUUUAUACCACUUCAAGGCUAUCUCGGUACAAUCUCGAGCAAGCUGCGGCAUCGGACGACCGUACUCACGGAUAACCGCAUCCGGCUGAUGAACGAGGUGAUACAGAGCAUCGAAACCAUCAAGAUGUACGCCUGGGAGAACGCUUUCUCCAAAAUCAUUGGUGAAGCCAGAAAACAAGAAAUGAAGAUAUUGAAAAAGAUGUGCUGGUUGCACGCAGUCAUGACAUCUUGUGUUAAAUUGAAUACGAAAGUUGCCAUAUUUAUUAGCAUUCUUUCUUUCAUUUACUUCGACAACGACCUAACGGCGGCGAAGGUUUUCGUCAUAUUCUACUACUAUGAGAACCUCAAGUAUACUCUGGUGGAUUUCCUGCCGAUGGCGAUUGCUUUCGUGUUGGAAGCUUACGUGAGCGUGAAGAGGAUGCAGGAGUUUCUAUUGCUGCCGGAGGUAAACAACAACGACGGUGUCGACUUAUUACGUAUUCACGAGGAGAGCAAGCCGGUGCACAAGAAUGGCGUGUAUGAAAAAGUACACACUGAGCCACCAGAAGAAGAAAUUGAGUUAAAAACGACAAGCGUAAAGUCCGACGUCUUAGUAAGAAUGGAGAACUUCUCCGUUAGGUGGAAGUCUUCUGGUGAUGAAGCGAAUAAUAUACCAGCUCUCACGGAUAUCAAUUUAAUAAUUCGAGCUGGCACCUUGACGACAGUGGUGGGUGCGGUAGGCGCGGGCAAGACAACACUACUGGAAGCCGUGCUGCGGGAGCUGACACAGUGCGCCGGCACAUUGCUCGUCGACGCACGCCUCGCCUACGCCGCACAGGAACCCUGGCUCUUCGACGCAUCCAUACGUCAGAACAUACUCUUUGGCGAGGAAAUGGAUAUGCAGCGCUAUAAGAUGGUACUGGAAUGCUGCCAAUUGCAGAGCGACCUCGAGAUUUUGACCCACGGUGACAGAACCGUUGUCGGUGAGAGAGGCUCUUCUCUGUCGGGUGGGCAGAGAGCACGUGUGUCGUUGGCUCGCUGCGUUUAUCAGCAGGCGGAUCUCUAUCUACUCGACGACCCGCUGGCAGCUGUAGAUGCUAAGGUGGCGCAGGCAAUUUACGAAAAAUGCGUCCGUGGGUUCUUGCGAGAUCGCGCGGUGGUGCUGGUGACGCACCAGGCGCAGUACACGCGCCACGCUGACAACAUGUGCGUCAUGCGCGACGGCAUGAUUGUUGCACAGGGCACUUACUCGGAACUUCAGGAAACUUUACUAGAAUUUGAGAGGCUAGUUGAAAAUGUUGAGGUAAACCAGGGUACACAGAAGAAAGCAAAGGAAAACGAUGAGAAAUUGAAGGAGGAAAACGCAAUGCGUCUCAAACGUACAAUAUCUGUGACAUCGAAGAUUUCUUAUGACGCGAAUCCUAUUGACGCCGAUUAUGAAGGUGAGGUGCAGAACAAGGGCACCAUAGAUAGCAGCGUGUAUCUGGCGUACGUUAAGAGUGGGGGCAGCGCGUUUUCCAUGGUCUGCCUCUUCUCGCUCUUCAUCUGCGCACAGCUCUUCUACUCCAGCACUGACGUGUGGAUGAAAGAGUGGGUGAAUCUAGAAGAAUCCAACAACAUCUACUAUCGCAAUAUGACACAAGGAAAUCUCACUUCUAAUUUAACUUUUCCCGAUGUUGAUACUAUACAGAAUCCGUCCAACUACUUGCAGCUGAGUCGGGAACAGUGCAUCUACAUAUACGGGGCUCUCAUCGUCGUCUGCAUCGUCUUCACCUGGAACAAACUGGUCGUCUUCUACAACAUCUGCAUCAAGGCCUCCAUCAAUUUACACGAUUCCAUGUUCCGAGGAGUUACGAACGCUCCGAUGUGGUUCUUUCACCAUAACCCCUCAGGCCGCAUCCUGAACCGCUUCUCCAAGGACAUAGGGCAGGUGGACUCCUCUUUGCCGGUCACUUUACUAGAUUGUAUCGGUUUCUUUCUGGAAAUCGUGUCAGUGCUGGUGGUGGUGUGCCUGGCCAACUGGUGGCUGCUGCUGCCGACCGCGGUGGUGGCCUUCCUGCUCUUCCUCCUGCGGGAGCUGUUUCUCGGCACCAGUCGGGAGCUGAAGCGGAUAGAAGCCAUCGCUCGCAGCCCAAGCUUGAACCAGGCGGCGGCGACUGUGUCGGGGUUGACGACGAUCAGGUCGUUCAGGUCGCGGCAGAGGGUGUUGGCGCAAGAGUUCGACAAGCUGCAGGACCUGCACAGCUGCGCCUGGACCCUCGUGCUCGACACUAACCAGGCCUUCGGCUUCUGGAUGGACAUGGUCUGCUGUCUCUACCUCGUCUUCGUUACAUUUAGUUUCUUUAUAUUUGCAAGUGAAGAGAACCGCGGCGGCAACGUGGGCCUGGCCAUCACGCAGGCCAUCGGACUCGUGGGCAUGUGCCAGUUCGGCAUGAGGCAGACCGCUGAUGUUGAGAAUCAGAUGACAUCGGUGGAAAGAAUUUUGGAAUACAGCAAUCUCCCAGCCGAGGAACCUAUGGAAGUCGACAUGAAAGCUUUUAAAGAACAGUAUCCGAACUUAGACUUUGACAAGUGGCCCGAGAAAGGGGAAAUUGUAUUUGAGAACGUUUUCGUGGAGUAUGAGAAACCACCGAAAAAGGAGAAGGAGGGCUCGGCGGUCGGAUGCGAGAAAGCGGAGGAGCCCUCGUACGCCGUGCGCGGCGUGAGCUUGGUGGUGCGCGCGGGCGAGAAGGUGGCGGUGGUGGGGCGCACGGGCGCCGGCAAGAGCUCGCUGGUGGCGGCGCUGUUCCGGCUGGCGCGGGUGUUGGGGCGCGUGACGGUGGACGGCGUGCGCGCGGAGGCGUGCGGGCUGCGCGCGUGGCGGUCGCGGCUGUGCGCGCUGCCGCAGCGGGCCGCGCUGUUCGCCGCCACGCUGCGCGACAACCUCGACCCCGAGCGGCGCUACGGCGACGCGCAGCUGUGGGCGGCGCUGGAGCGCGUGCGGCUGCGCGCGGCGGCCGCGGGCCUGCCGGGCGGGCUGGCGGCGCGCGUGGGCGACGCGGGCGGCACGCUCUCGGCCGGCCAGCGCCAGCUGCUGUGUCUGGCGCGCGCCGCGCUCGCCGGCCGCGCCGUGCUCGUGCUGGACGAGGCCACGGCCAACGUGGACACCGAGACUGACGAGCACAUCCAGGCGACGCUGCGCACGACGUUCGCGCAGGCCACGGUGCUCACCAUCGCGCACCGCCUCAACACCGUCAUGGACUACGACCGCGUCAUCGUCAUGGACAAGGGUCGUGUGGUGGAAUCAGGUCAUCCAUUCGAACUGCUGACGUCAGAAGACCAGAGGUCUCGUGGAGAUGAAGAUCAUUUAAAUAGGCACAAUGCGGAUAAUCCGGGUAUUUUCAAGUCCUUAGUCCAGCAAACCGGACCAGAGACCGCGGCCAUGCUGCACAAGUUGGCCUCCGAGAGUUACCAGAAAUUUAAAGCAAAGUCAGAAGCGAUUGUGGAUUAUUCAAGGUCGUGACUUCUGCGGGCGACGCGACGCGACGCGAGCGCGCCACUCACGUGACACGACGCGACGCAUCUUAUUAUCGUUGUUUCUUUUGUAUUUAUUAAAAAAUAUAUUACGUUAAAUGUAAAUAUAAAGAAUCAAAUU